CUCGUCAGCCACCGACAGCCACAGCCCAGCCACUUCUAGCCACACCCUGCUUGUCCCCUCUUCAGAGGCCCUGCUCUCAGGCACUUCGCCUUCUGGGCUUACAAAAUAAUUAAAGGCAUUGGAAAGUCGCUCAGGAUGGUUAGAUCUCAGGCGAAACAGACGCCUGACGAGAAGAAGGAAACGAAGAAGAAAACGUCCUCUGCCGCUGCGAGCAAUGGCAAGAAGAAGGCGGAUACCGGAUCCUGGCCAUGUAAGAUGGAUGGGUGUAAGAAGGUGUUCGCGCGGGAGGCAGACUUGAAGAGACACCAGAGGACCACGAAGACGCACUCUAUACCUGGGUUGUACGUUCUCUCUGAAGCCCUCGUAAUGCUUGCGCCUGCGCUGAACCCGGUCCGGGGCAAUUCUAGUCAAUGUCCCCAAUGUGAUGCUACCUUCACUCGAACCGAUGCUCUGCGCCGCCAUCAGAAAUCCCGGCAUAACGGGGUCAUCAUUGAACCCGCAGAGCCAGAGAAGGACAAGCAAUCCGGUGAGGGCGCAUCUUCAGGCUCACGGUCCCCCAGUCCCACCGGUUCCCCUGCGCGCAGCCAAGGCGAAGGCAGCAUCAACGGCUCCCCACCGGCCGGCCAGUCCAGCAGCGCCGGAGGCUCGUCCGGUCGAGCCUCGAGCUACUACCGGCCGCACACCAUGCAAGACGGCUACUACGCCGCCUACGGACCUCCCCGCCCGCCUCCAGGCAUGGUUAUGGACCCGCACUACCCUCCCCCGCCCAUGGGCCUCCCGACGUCCGCCACGCGCGGGAGCUGGCAGCCCACCCCCGCUCCCCCGCCAUGGCCCGGUCCGGACGGCCAGCCCAUGGCGCCGCCCCCUCCCGGAAUGUACAUCCCCACGUCCUACUAUCCCUCCCCGUACUACCGUCAUCCGGGCGUGCCAUUGCCCCAGCACAUCCCCCAAAUCAACCCCGAGUUGCUCGCGCAGUCGAAUGGCCACUCGAACGGCAUCGGCCCGCCAGAGUCCUCCCUCCGCAAUACCAGCGCCGACACACCCACCAGCAGGACCGACGGCAAGGACAAGGACGCGCGAGCGGGCAGCGGUUCAGCCUCAACAUCCGCGCCUUCUUCAGCGGCCCCUGCGGACGACUCGAGGAUGAAUACACCUCAAGCUCAAGCUAGCACCGAUGCGGGGACGGACGACGGACCGGACGCGUCGACGCUAAUGGCCGCCGCGGCGCUGCAAGCCGUGCUCGCGUUCCAGAAGGAGCAGGAGGCGCGUGAAGCGCAGGCACAAGCCGCGAACAUGCGCGCCACCUCGACGGCCUCCCCCCCUGCACAGCCACCACCAGCCCCGGAAGCAAGUCCCCCCUCGCAAACCGUGCGGGUUGACCAACCGCCCGACGCUAGACCGUCUGUGGUGCCUGUACAAGCGGCCGCUGAGAUCGACCCCAACUUGGACACUGUCGGCGAUCCGGACCCGGACGUGCCUGCGGACGGUAUCGUUGCCUCAGAACGAGGGGAGACGUCGGAGCACUUGGAGCAGUUCGUGUCCGAGGAUGGGACCCCAAUGCUAAAUCCUGGUGAGCCGGACUUGAAGCGUGUAUUACCCCAGCUGCUGCAGAGCUGA
Dichomitus squalens LYAD-421 SS1 is the source of this 1617-nucleotide messenger RNA. RefSeq lists its product as uncharacterized. The transcript has 4 exons. NCBI's taxonomy places the organism in Eukaryota, Fungi, Basidiomycota, Agaricomycetes, Polyporales, Polyporaceae. The coding region runs from base 136 to 1617 and encodes 493 amino acids. The record is from RefSeq and is a predicted model, not a curated record.